AUGGUCAAGCUCCCGGCCGACGAGGCAGAACUCCACGUCUCGUCGGGCCUCCCCGUGGACUCCAUCUUCGCGAGCACCGACGACGGGGUGCUGCUGCGGUACGCGAGCGUCGACGCGUUCCGCGUGAAGGUGUGGGCGCUGCAAGAAUCGGCGGAUGGAGGUGGACAGCUGGAGUGGACGCUGACGCACGACAAGGACCUCGCCGUGCACGCGCGCAUGCUGGACCUGCUUCAUCACGCGCCGUCCAACUGCGUUCCGCUCGCCACUGGAGAAGGGAGAGGUGGAGGCCGAGGCAAGAGCGUCUGGUUCUCCGACGAGGACGCCGAGGAAGUUGGCAGUGGUGACGUGGGCGACGGGUGCUCCGCCUCCGGGCGGUGGAUGAGGUGCUCGACGUCGGGGCCGGCGCCCAGACUCAGUUCUCGAUCCUGGGGUGUCACCCGAGCAAGGAGGUGA
Molecule: messenger RNA, 453 nt
Organism: Miscanthus lutarioriparius
Lineage: Eukaryota; Viridiplantae; Streptophyta; Magnoliopsida; Poales; Poaceae
Source: the annotation of a GenBank genome assembly